Molecule: messenger RNA, 387 nt
Organism: Medicago truncatula (barrel medic)
Lineage: Eukaryota; Viridiplantae; Streptophyta; Magnoliopsida; Fabales; Fabaceae
Product: mulatexin
Exons: 1
Coding region: 1-387 (128 amino acids)
Source: RefSeq, a predicted model, not a curated record
AUGGCAAAAACCAUUGCUUCAAUUGUUUUAGUUCUCCUUGUUGUUGCAAUUUUGAAUGGCUAUAGUGCUGAGGGUACUGGAAGAGGUAAUGAACCUAAAGAUGAUCGUAUUUACAAAUCUCAAAAGUUUUUUGGUUGUUCCUUUUGGGGUCAGAUGUGUUACUUCUUUCAUCUCUAUUGUGAUGAAUACAAUAAGUAUUGUGCUACUUCUCAGCCUCCUUCUUCUCCUGGUAGUAGUGGUGGUUCUCCUAAUAUUCCCAACCCUCCUCCUAUUCCCACCCCCCCUUCUAUUCCCAACCCCCCUUCUUCUCCUAAUAUUCCAAAUCCUCCUUCUCCUCCCAAUAAUAUUGAUCUCCAAUAUACCCCAGCUGAAAGUGGUAAACCCUAA